AGAUAGGUUUGUGCUGGAGAGUGAGAGGAAGUGAAGACGUUGCUUUAUAUUGUGGCUUUUCUCUGGUUUCAUCACACUCCCCCUGUAAGUUCCACCCUCUCACCACUAUAAGAGACUCACUUCUGCUGACUGCCAUUCAAACAAGCCUCGCAGAGCUCAAAGCCCGCCAGGAGACCGCCAGCUUUGGUUUAUCAGCGGAGAACAGAAAAAAACACGCCACUGCCUUGUUCCAGGCCACCAACCCAUUAAAAACUCCGUUCAAGACCCCCACCGCACCUUCGGAACCACCAUGCAAGCUUAAAGGGCAUAGUGUGAUUCUGCUUGGACGUUCUCGGAGUUAAAAUUCACCAUGUUGCAGCACUGCCACACGGGCCUGUGCCUGUCCGUGUACGUUCUCACCUUCGUGCUGGGUUUCCCCGCCAACAUCCUCGCCUUCUACACCUUCAGUAAAAAAGUCCGCCAAAAAGCCACGCCCAUUGACAUUAUCCUCCUCAACUUGACCAUUUCGGACUUGCUUUUCCUCCUCUUCCUGCCGUUCAAGAUGCAAGAAGUCACGAACAAUAUGAUUUGGACACUGCCCUACGUCCUCUGCCCGCUUUCAGGAUUUAUUUUCUACCUUACGAUCUACACCAGCGCUUUUUUCCUGACGGCGAUCAGCGUAGAGCGGUAUCUGGGAGUGGCGUUCCCAAUCCAGCAUUCGUUGAAGCGUAAGCCAAUUUACGCCACAGCAGCUUGCAUCUUUUUUUGGAUCUUCUCAAUUAUUCACUUGAGCAUCGUCAUCAUCAUUCCUCUAAUCGGAAGCCAGGAGACUUCACACCUUGCGAGCUCCUACAACAGUUCUGAUUCCCUAAACACGUCAACUUCAGCUAAUUAUCAUCUUGUCAAAGGGAAUCGCGAGGUUUGCUACCAGAACUUCACCAAAAAACAGCUAGAAAUCCUCCUCCCUGUACGCCUCGAACUAUGCAUCGUCCUGUUUUGUAUCCCGUUUUUUAUCUCCAGCUAUUGUUACAUCAACUUCAUCCGAAUUUUGUCAUCGUUGCAGCACAUCAAUCGAAGAAAGCGUCUCCGUGCGAUUGGCAUGGCCUUGGGGACUCUCGUAGUUUUCGCGUUAUGUUUCGGACCGUACAACGUUUCGCACAUCGUCGGGUUUAUCCAGUGGAAGAAUCCAGAGUGGAGAGAUCAGGCAUUACUCUGCAGCACUUUCAACGCCUGUUUAGAUCCGUUCAUUUUUUAUUUCUCGUCAUCAGCUAUGAGAGGUUCAGUUAGCAAUGUUUUGGAAGGGGUUCGGAAAACAUUACCAAACUGCAUCUCUUGUCAUGUUCCCAGAGUCUUGAAAAUUAGCAGCAGUAACAGCACCAGUGAUAAAGAUAAGGAGCGCAAACAGGAAUCCAUGAGCGCUAUCUGAAAACGUGGGCAGGAGCGGCCAGCAGCUGUUCUCAGUGCAUUUAUGGUUCCUUUAUUGUUCUUUGAUCCACGGGACCCGGAAAUUAAUGUUUAUAUUUUUGUACUAAGUUUUAUUAAGCGUUGAACCUAGGACUACUUCAGGUCUAAACCAGGACUUUAAACAUGGGUGGACACUUUUUUUGACUAUGAAGAUUCAAAAGAGACAUGUUCAGAAAUAUGUAUAUAAUUAUAUUUUUCUUAACUUAUGGUGAAAUGUAUGCUCUUUUUGGUUAACGGUCCUGUAUUAUACAAACUCCUGUGAGCUUUAAGCCAUGUUGGAAUAAUAUUGCCUCAUCAAAAACAUAUCUGGAGUUGAGUUUUGUUUCAUUCAUACAUGUUUGAGUAAGCUUUUAUUAUUUGUCUAUCUACAUCUCCAAUGCUCAAAGUGCUCUGUCCCACCUUGCGAUGUCAUGCAGUGGUAGUUUUCAAGUUAACAGCUAUGUUUUACAUUUAGUUCACUAGAGAAAGUCAAUUCCAGGGCUGAAAUCAUUCAAAUCAGGGGUGUCAAAUACAAAUUCACAGAGGGCCAAAAUUAAAAACCGGGACUAAGUCGUGGGCCAAACUAAAUAUUUAUUGAAAAAUUUCAGCAACAUCUGCAUGUUUUCUCUUCUUUCGAGAUAUGUAAUGUUAAUCCUUUUCUUAUUAAAUUUAAUGUUUAAUAAUUGUUUUGCUUAAACACUGAAUCCAGAAUAAGUGUAAUAUAAAAUAAUAACAAAAUUUUAAAUAAAUAAUGUCUCUAGGGCCAGCUUUAAUACAUAUUUAAUGUGAUCUCGCAGGCCAAAUAUAAUUAUAUUAUGGGCCAAAUUUGGCUCCCAGGCCUGAGUUUGACAUGUCUGAUCCAAAUGAUUCAAGCAAAGGUGUAUGGAGUUUAAAAACAAAAUGACACUUGAUGUUUUACUACAUGACAUCACAAAUGUUUUACAUUUGAGAGAAGAACAUCUAAAUGAAACAAAACAGAACUCCAGGUAUGUUUUUGACGAGUAAACAACAUUAUAACGUAGAUCAGAAAAUAGUGUAAUAUGGACCUUUGAAGUCUAUUGAAGCUUAUAUUGAAUUAUACUUCCUCAAAGCCUCUGCAUGCUACCUAGUUUUGGUUUAAUACUUGUGGAUACCCUUAAAAGCACAAAUAUGAUUCAGUAAUUUUGAAACUAUAACAUAAAUAGUUCACCACAAAGUUUCAGUGGUGGUUUUACAUGUGAAAUAUUCUGAAAAUGCUGGUCAUUUUUUAUAUAUAGCUGAAGACUGAAUUUAUUUAUUGUAACUUGAGGCCUGAUCAGGUCUGUGAUGAUGUUUGACGACCACUGCUUUGUAACCAAAUUAUUUAAUUAUAUUGUAAAUGUGUGGUGUUUACAAGAAACUACCAAACUACCAGCUCAGCAUGUUAAGUGGAUAUGACAGGAUGGACUAAGGACUUUUUUUAUAUUUUUCACCCCAAUAUGUUAGUUUGCAAAUUUUACUUCCUGGAAAUCAUGACAUGGGAAUUCCGUGACAGUUAUCUAGCAACUAUGAGGUGCACUAGGCCCUCCUCCUCUAAUGUACACAGAAACUAUUAUUUGACAAAUAGAAUUAUAUAUAAAAAAACACCUUUAUGUUGUUGAAAUAAUGUUUAAAGAAUUGGGAAAAUGUGUAUGAACUGUGCCGAACUGUUGGAUAGAAUUCUCCCUAGUGUGAUGUCAUCAAUGUGGAAAUUUUCAACACAUUUUUAAACUUUUCUUCGCAAAUUGCUUCUUGAUUGGUUUAAACUAUCUAAACUAUAUUUACAGCAAGUAUUAUCCCAUCAAAUUAAAGGUAUACUAUGUAACUUUUCAGUCUUUUUGAGGGUCUGCCUGGAAUGUUCCACAGUAUGACAUUAAAUUACAAGUGACUAAAAAAUAUCUAGAAAAACAGGGUGCCUCUCCACAGAUCUGACCUGCAACUUGGUCUGGUUUAGUCUCCAUGAAGAUAGAAAAGUUUAAUACCGUACUGUGAAACAUUGCAGACACAGCAAUAACAUUUCCACGGAGACUAAGCAGGUAGCGGACCCUCUACCAGAAAAGUUACAUAGUGCACCUUUAAGCAAAACAUUACAGAAGCAUCCAAACCUGUCAUACGCACUUUAAAGGGUUCCCUAUGCUAUUCCUUUUACUAAACUCAUUUGCAUUAGAAAGCUAUGACUGAAACUGUAAAUAUCUAAGCCCCGUGCGUCAUCUGUGGUCAGUUAGAGAUAAGGUUGGACACAGACUGACGGUUACUGGCUCCUGUAGCAUUUGAGGACCUCAUGUUUGAAUGUACACUGAAUGUAAUAAAGCUAUAAAGACUGA
Boleophthalmus pectinirostris (great blue-spotted mudskipper) is the source of this 3743-nucleotide messenger RNA. Its product is annotated as free fatty acid receptor 2. Gene Ontology annotation, biological process: cellular response to fatty acid; G protein-coupled receptor signaling pathway. Gene Ontology annotation, cellular component: plasma membrane. The transcript is spliced from 2 exons. NCBI's taxonomy places the organism in Eukaryota, Metazoa, Chordata, Actinopteri, Gobiiformes, Gobiidae. Bases 350 to 1405 code for a protein of 351 amino acids. Gene Ontology annotation, molecular function: G protein-coupled receptor activity. The record is from RefSeq and is a predicted model, not a curated record.